AUGGGUUUCUUGCUACUGCUGUUCCUGGUAUUCUUUGCACCCCUGGUACUCUUUGUUGCAUGGCUUGCAGCUUCAUCCUGCCUGGGGAAUCGCCUCCGUUCUGUACGGCCAGGAUUGGAUGGAUAUGGAGCAAGUUACCUCCGCACAAUGGCCAACUCGGGUCCAGCUAUGUCCGAGCAGAUCGAGAUGGACGACAUGCUAGCAGAACCAGGCACCCAUCGACACUUCGAGGAGGAUGAUUGA
Messenger RNA from Penicillium crustosum, 243 nucleotides. RefSeq lists its product as uncharacterized. Bases 1 to 243 code for a protein of 80 amino acids. The transcript is spliced from 2 exons. The record is from RefSeq and is a predicted model, not a curated record. NCBI's taxonomy places the organism in Eukaryota, Fungi, Ascomycota, Eurotiomycetes, Eurotiales, Aspergillaceae.